AUGGAAAACGGUGAUGACUUUAAGUUUAUUCUUUCAAUUGAUGGAGGUGGUUUUCGAGGUAUAAUACCUGCGGCUAUUCUUACAGAAAUUGAAAGACGAGUAACUGAAGAAAUAAGCAAAGAACAUAAAGAUGUAGAUAUAAGAUGUGCAGAUUUAUUUGAUAUCAUAUCUGGAACAUCAACAGGCUCUAUUCUUGCAUUGGGACUAUCAACUCCUGAUAAAAAUAAACGUCCUAAAUUUGAUGCUAAAUAUAUUUUGGACUUUUAUAAGAAUAAUGGCCAUAACGUCUUUUCAAAUUAUCCUGCUUUAAAGUUAAAGAAUCACAUUGAACAAGAAUCAGAAGAGAUUAAGGCUGAAAUUCGUGAAAAAGGCGAAGAAGUUAGCUUGCUUUCAAGAGCUUUUAGCUUUAGAAGUUAUACUUUUAAAAGCUUUGGUUUUGGGAGCUUUAGAAAUAAGACUCAAAGCAAUGGAGUCGAUGUUCAAGUUAAUAAAUCUGGAUUUACUGGUUCUGUAACAACGAGCAAAACUGAAAUAACAAAAGAAGACCAUCUUGAUAAAGUGCUUACGACUAUUAUGGGAUAUGCAGCAGAUAUUAAUCUCAUUAAACCCAGAUAUGAUGGAAUAAUGUUUGACAAUUUGUUACAACAGGAGUUUGAAAGUGCUCAACUCAAAGAUACCAACACAUAUGAUGAUUAUCUCAUGAGAGAUGUUUGUCGAGCAAGUGCAGCUGCACCCGCAUUUUUUCCUGCGAAACAAAUGGGUGAACAAUAUUUCAUAGAUGGGGGAGUUUUUCUAAAUAAUCCAACGGCCGUAGCUUAUCUAAAAGCAAAAAAACUGUAUCCAAAUUCGAAAUUUGUAGUAAUUUCUAUUGGUACAGGAUAUUAUAAAAACUCUCUACAAAAAUAUUCUGAUGCCGGUGCUCUUCAAUGGGGAAUACCUUUACUUAAUCUCUUAUUUAAUGCGGAACUCAACAGUAAUGAUGCUAAUAUGAAAAUGAUGGCUGAUCUCGAUGGCUCAAAAUAUUUUCGGUUGCAAAAAUUAAUGGAUGCAGAUACUUCUUUUGAUACUGUAUCAGAUAAAGAAAUAGAUAUUUUGGAUACGAUGGCCAAAGACAUCAUUGAUGAUCCUAAUAAUCAUUUUGACGAAAUUAUUAAAUUGCUUGUUGAAAAAUGUAGAAAAAAUAAUAUUUUCCCCCGAAUUUUUAUUUAUGGCAUCACAUUUUUGACCGGAAUUUCACUGGAUGUAUCCUUUUCUGGAGUAACCGGAAUGUCACCGGAAGUAUCCUUAUCUGCCUUCAAUGCGUCUAGGGUUGCUGGUGCAGGUGGCGUCGCCACUGGUGCAAUGCUUUAA
Dentiscutata erythropus is the source of this 1350-nucleotide messenger RNA. Lineage: Eukaryota; Fungi; Glomeromycota; Glomeromycetes; Diversisporales; Gigasporaceae. The record is from the annotation of a GenBank genome assembly.